Molecule: messenger RNA, 618 nt
Organism: Gongylonema pulchrum
Lineage: Eukaryota; Metazoa; Nematoda; Chromadorea; Rhabditida; Gongylonematidae
Source: the annotation of a GenBank genome assembly
AGUUGUGCAUUUCAUCCAGUGCGUUGUGAGCAAAAUGGAAACUGUGAGAAAAUUGUAAGUUUUGCACCUCAACCAGACGGAUGGACUUUUGUGGAAUUAUUCUACAGUGGAACAAAUCCAGAUACUAAUUAUGCUGCUGUGGGAUUUUCUCACGACGAACUAAUGGGCGACGAUGCGGUCACACACUGUUCAUUCAAUGAUCCCAGUCGAGCUGGAGCAUUUUUAUCACGUAAUAUUGGCAAACAUAAUAAGCCGCUAAAUUUAACAGAAGAGCAUCGUGCUAAUAACGUGGAAUUACUGCAGUCAACUCACAAGGACAAUUCUGUUUACUGUAAAUUCCGGCAAAAAAUGGUACCGAGUCAAGCGGCACAAGAAGCCCAUGUUCCGGAUUUGAAUCAGUCCUAUUAUCUACUCCUGGCGUAUGGUAAAACCAAUAAUCCAGCAGAGGUUUCAAUUCAUUCUCUGGAUGCCAAUUCCAAGGAUUUUCCAACUUUCAUCUCCACUCCGGUCAAUGUUGCAGCAUUAGCAGAUGUGCAUUCAGUUGUUCCCGUUGCUAAACAAAAGCCAAAUUCAAAGCGUCUAUUUGUUCUCUUACACGGUAAUUUUUUCGUCCCUUAA